Molecule: messenger RNA, 994 nt
Organism: Dermacentor albipictus
Lineage: Eukaryota; Metazoa; Arthropoda; Arachnida; Ixodida; Ixodidae
Source: RefSeq, a predicted model, not a curated record
CGCGUUUUGACGCCUUGGGACAAAGACGUGGUUUGCCGUAUUCAUCGAAUUCCCUUUCCGAAAAGGUUUCGGAAUUGUCCACUUAGCUGUCUCUUCAAGAGCACCUCGGCAUCGCAUCAAUAAUGGCUGCCGCUAAUGACCUUGACAAUGGGACGAAACCGUGGCCUGUUAAAGACCUUAUAUGUCACGUGCGGGUCGUCAUCCCGGACAUCACUGAAGACGUGCUCUAUUCUCUGCUGGUGUACAUCGAAUCAGCGGGCGUCACCAGUGCAGCCGACGUCAACAAGAUAGAGGGUGGCAAGCUUUCCGCGAUUGUUGGUGCCGAGAAUGCGAUUGCACUGCUGAACUACUUUAGGAAGGCAGACUUGACCAGAAAGAACCCCCCGCGCCCUGCGACCAUGAGUCCCACGGCAGUCGCUACUCAGCCAUAUGCCGCUGCUGCCGGAGGAGGCAGUUCGCAAGAAAUGGUCCAAGUUCCCACGGCAGCCCCUACUCAGCCAGAUGCCGGUGCUGCCGGAGGAGGCAGUUCGCAUGAAAUGGUCCAAGUUUUCAAGAUGGCUAUGGCAAUGCAGCAGCAUGGUAAUGAGCAGAACCAGCAGCUCAUGGAACGUAUGCACACGAUGCAGAGCAACAUGAUGGGAAGCAUGGCGGCUACAUUGUCGGAGACAUCUUCGACAGUCAAGAACGCAAUGGAGACGGUGACCAAGCAAGUGACGGAGCAGGCAGAAAGGCACCGGGAGACAAUUGCGGCCAUGCAGGAGACCACGGUCUCCGCGACCAACAUGAACCGAGAGGCGAUCCGCGCGAUGCGGGAAAACAUGGUGGAGACGCGGAUGAUGAAUUCGGAGGCGAACGAGUUGGUCCGUAGCGGCAUUGCCGAUAUGCGCGAAGAACAGCGAAGAAGCGCCGAAAGGGAAGAAAGAGCAUCUCAGCCACCCCCCAAGGAAGAAUGCGUCAUCCAAUGAUUGUAUGGUGGGAGCAAAUAAACAUUGGG